Molecule: messenger RNA, 1236 nt
Organism: Penicillium bovifimosum
Lineage: Eukaryota; Fungi; Ascomycota; Eurotiomycetes; Eurotiales; Aspergillaceae
Product: dolichyl-phosphate beta-glucosyltransferase
Exons: 3
Coding region: 1-1236 (411 amino acids)
Cellular component (GO): endoplasmic reticulum membrane
Source: RefSeq, a predicted model, not a curated record
AUGGCGCCAGCUCUGGGCGAGGUCUGUCACCAAUGCGUCGGCAUUGUGGCAGAUAUCCCUCUUCGGAUGUUACUUGUUGCUGUGCUGUCAACUCUGCUAGGGCUAUUUGUCCUGUUCAUUAUAUUCAUAAGAUCCGUCGCCCCAGUACCACGAGAACCGCGCCCAGAAGAAAAGAAGUAUAGAACCCUCUCCCAAGAUGGAGCCGUCACAGAACCACAACCCCUACCGUGCUGGCUCGACACCCUAAACGCCAGAAAGCGCGACCAUAAACCAGCGCAAUCCCCCACAAUCGAACAAGCCUCGCUCUUCAUGUCCGUCGUCGUCCCCGCCUACAACGAAGAGGACCGCUUAGUCGGCAUGCUGGAAGAAGCCGUCAACUACCUCGAACGCAUGUACGGAACAGCGACCGCCAUCCCCACCAAAACAAUCAACACCCGCUCAAUGCGAAACCGUAAACCGGACACAGAUGCGACGAACGGCGACAUCGCAGCAACGCCAGACCGCGGCUGGGAAAUCAUAAUCGUCUCCGAUGGCUCAACAGACCGCACCGAGGAAGUCGCGUUCCGAUUCGCGCGCGACCACCAGCUCUCCCUGCACCCCAAGGGCCACGCGGGCCCGUGGACGCCGCAGGCUGCCGAGGGCGUGCAUAUCCCGCCUGGCACGAUCCGCGUCGUCAGCUUGACUCGUAACCGUGGCAAGGGCGGAGCGGUGACGCACGGGAUGCGCCAUGUUCGCGGGCAGUAUGUUGUUUUUGCGGAUGCGGAUGGGGCGAGCAAGUUCGAUGAUUUGGGGAAGCUUGUUGGGGCUUGUCGGGAUGUGGAGGAUGCGAAGGGGAGGGGUGUUGCUGUUGGAUCGCGGGCGCAUAUGGUUGGGAGCGAGGCUGUGGUGAAGCGCUCUAAACUUCGCAAUUUCCUAAUGCACUCGUUCCAUUUGAUUCUGUGGCUCAUGACUCCCCCUAAGACGGCGACUGUUAAGGACACGCAGUGCGGGUUCAAGCUGUUCUCGCGCGGCGCAUUGCCUUAUAUUGUCCCAUAUAUGCAUUCCGAGGGCUGGAUCUUCGAUGUUGAGAUGCUCAUGUUGGCUGAGUUUGCUCGGAUUCCGGUUGCCGAGGUGCCGGUUGGAUGGAGGGAGGUCAAGGGGAGUAAACUGAAUGUUUUGCGAGAUAGCAUUGGCAUGGCCUGGGGUCUGGCUGUUCUACGGGCAGCUUGGUCUUUGGGAGUGUAUAGACAGCGAUGA